Molecule: messenger RNA, 3308 nt
Organism: Drosophila grimshawi
Lineage: Eukaryota; Metazoa; Arthropoda; Insecta; Diptera; Drosophilidae
Gene: caps
Product: leucine-rich repeat and immunoglobulin-like domain containing-NOGO receptor-interacting protein 4
Cellular component (GO): extracellular matrix
Molecular function (GO): protein binding
Source: RefSeq, a predicted model, not a curated record
UUAGUCGUCGAGUGGAUUCGUAUAUAUAUACUUGAAUAUAUAUAUGCUUGUUUUUGAGAGUCUCAAAAACUGUUUGGGCCCUACAACAACAACAACAACAGCAACAAAAAGAAUAUUAUUCAAAUGUAAUAUGUUUGACAACAAAGUUCCGGGAUUGAAAUUGAAAUUAACAACACAAAUGCUUUAAAUUGAAACGGCAACUGGACAGAGAGAAGAGCGGAAAAGUCAACCUCAUUUUGAAUUUUUAAUAAGCUUCAAAAAGUGUUAAAUGUUGAUGACGUCACCGCUGCCACUGCCGCUGCCUCUGCUUCUGCCACUGUCGCCGUCAGCUUCGAUUAAUCAACAUUGCUGAAAAGUCAAUUAAAGGCUAAACAGCAGACAGAACGCCACGAAUGUCGGACGCCAAAUACGAAAGCCAUUGGCAAACUUGGCUAAAACGUAUUUAACCCAAUAUAAAAGCGAGCGAGAAGGAAGGGCGACUGAGUCGGAGAGAGAGAGAGAGAGAACGAAAGAGAGAGAGAGAGAGGAGAGUGGGCACAUAAUGAGCAGACGACGGUCAUCGGCAAUGGCAAUUACCAUGUCGCCGUCAUCGUUGUUGUCGUUGGUGGUGCUCCUGCUGCCGUUGCUGGCACCGACAAAUGGCCUGGCAAAUUGUCCCAACGGUUGUGAAUGCGAUGACGAAACACUGAAAGUCAACUGUGGUGUGGGCGCACUGGAUGUGCUGCCCAUUGCCCUGAAUCCAUCCAUACAGCGGCUGGUCAUUAAGAACAACAAGCUGAAGACCAUUGACUCAUCGAUGCAGUUUUAUUCGCAACUGACAUUCCUUGAUCUGUCCUACAAUGAUAUGGUCACGAUACCGGAACGUUCCUUCCUGUAUCAUGCCAAACUGCUCGAGCUGCAUCUGAAUCACAACAAGAUUGGUCAGGUGACGAACAAAACGUUUAUGGGCCUCAGCACGAUAACUGUGCUCAAUCUGCGUGGCAAUCUGAUUGCCGAGCUGGACUAUCGCACUUUUUCGCCCAUGGUGAAGCUGGUCGAGCUGAAUCUCGGCCAGAAUCGCAUCAGUCACAUUGAUCCGCAUGCCCUGGACGGACUACAAGAUUUGAGUAUACUCUAUCUGGAUGACAAUACGCUGACAACGGUGCCCGCAGAGAUAACAUUCCAGGCGCUGCCCAGUUUGGCCGAGCUCUAUCUGGGCACCAAUUCGUUUAUGACCAUUCCGGGAGGCGCCUUCAAGGAUCUCAAGACUCUGACGCGCCUGGAUUUGCGCGGUGCGGGCUUGCACAACAUAUCGGCGGAUGCGUUGGCCGGCUUGGAGCGCAUACGCUCUCUGGAUCUAUCCGACAACAGCCUGCAGGCGGUGCCCACAGCUGCACUGCAGCAUCUGGCGCGACUGGAGCAGCUGUCGCUGGGACAAAACGUUUUCGAAGUGAUUGGAACGGGUGCCUUUGCGGGUUUGCGUGAGUUGCGGCAGCUGAAUAUCACCGGAGCACCGCGCUUGCGUCGUGUGGAGAGCGGCGCCUUCACGGACAAUGCCAACUUGGAGCACCUGAAUCUUUCGGCCAACAAGCAGCUGAACGAGCUGCAUGCGAACACCUUUGGGGGAUUCCCGCAUCUCAGCAGCGUUGUGCUCAAGGAGAAUCAACUGAGCUCGCUCCCGGAGACUCUAUUCCCCUGGUCGGAUCUGCAGACGCUGGAUGUGUCCGACAAUCCCUUCGUCUGCGACUGCCAGCUGAUGUGGCUGCGUAAUCUGCUCAUCAGCAAGAAUGCCAGCAAUCAAUACGCUCCCGUUAUCUGCGCCUAUCCGGCUAAUUUGAGGGAGUUGCCCCUCACACAGCUUUCCGAGCCGCUCCUGGGCUGCACCCACGGUGCGGCUAACAACCAGAAGAUCAUCAUGGUCACCCUGGUGGGCUGUGCCGCCCUGAUCACUACCUUGGGCCUGAUGAUCUAUGCGUUCCGUCGUCGCAUUGGCGAACUGUUCAAGGGUCACUCGGCGCUGGGGCGCAAGGAGCGCGAAUAUCAGAAGACCUUCUCCGAUGAGGACUACAUGACGCGGCCGCCAGCACCGGGCUGUGUCGGUGGUGUGCAUCCCGGCUCGGGUUAUCCCUGCCCGAGCAGCUACAAUACCACACAGUAUUUGGGCAGUCGGCCGAUACCUGUCACCGAGCUAUAGCUAGAAGUUCCACCCCCACCUCAGCUGCGGGGUCGGGGUGGUGCCCCAACCAGUCAUGGAGCAUCGCUACAGCAACUCCAGAUCGUGCCCAGCGCUAUCGACGCGCAUGCUCCGUUCGCCCAACUCAGUCACAUUCACUACAUGACCAACAAUCCACUAACCACUGCAUCAUCAGCCGCAAGUUCAGCAGCAGCUGCAUCCACAACAGCAACAACAACUCCUCGCUCCCAUCACUCGCAACAGGAUAUGCGACUGUUGGCCAAUGGCAAGGCACUCGGCUUGAAUGCCUCGCUGCCACGCCACAUGGCUGGGCGGCAGUGUGGGGUGCAGGAGAGCACCCUGUCGCACUACAGCCAACCGGUGGGCAUUCGCCUCACCCAGGAUCACUUCAAUCACAAUGGUGGCGUCUAUGCCAAGCCCUGCGAUGCAAUGACCGACCCGGGCUAUAUCCACAAUAAUUCGCACUAUUCGCUGCCGCUGGAUCACGAUAUGCCGCCCAGUCCCACGCCCACUCCGCCGCCGCCGGCGUUGCCGUUGCGCAAUGGAUUAGGCAUGGCUCUGGUGCAUGGCAACACAACCGGCAGGCGUUCGUUCAACAGCAGCAGCAGCAACAGCAACAAUAACAACAAUGUGGCAACGCUGUCAAACAAUAAUCACAAUGGUCUAGUGUUGGCUAACGGCUGCAGCGGCAUCAACAACAACAAUGGCAGCCUGCGUCGCUAUCACUGAUACACGCUUAAGUCGUGCGGCACUCUUUGCCGCAGCAGCAUGUUGCAGCCGCACACAGCGGACAUUGAGUUGCAUCACUUCUACAAGGGUUGAAUCCGGUUGCAUUGUGUUAUUAUUGUGAACUAUGCAUUAUUUAAUAUUUAUGUGUAUCUAUAUAAUUUUAGUUAAUUUUAUUCAAGCGUGCAGCGAUCUGUAUAAAUUAGCAUUUAGUUGAAAAGAAUUGCUGAAUUGCAGGCGGACAUGUAAAUAGGUACAGCUUGACACUGUUUACCAACACUGUUUGGCAAAUCCCCACAAGUCACCUGCUGCAUUUCUUUUCUUCGCAUCCAGUGAUUUAACUAAUAAGUUUUGCUUACAAUUUUCAAAUUCGUGUAAAUAAUUAAAUGCUAUGCACAAAUUAAGGAAU